This is a messenger RNA of Macadamia integrifolia, 878 nucleotides long. RefSeq names its product transcription factor bHLH51-like. Gene Ontology annotation, biological process: regulation of DNA-templated transcription. The transcript is spliced from 2 exons. NCBI's taxonomy places the organism in Eukaryota, Viridiplantae, Streptophyta, Magnoliopsida, Proteales, Proteaceae. The coding region runs from base 27 to 857 and encodes 276 amino acids. The record is from RefSeq and is a predicted model, not a curated record. Gene Ontology annotation, molecular function: DNA-binding transcription factor activity; protein dimerization activity.
UUGUUCCUUGUUCCUUGUUCUUCUUCAUGGACAAAUGCUUUCUUCCUGACUGGCCUAAAGAGGCUCGUCACCAUGCACUUAAUAGAGGACCCUUUGGCAGCCUUGAAUGGCCACCGCUCCCUCCCUACGCUAGUACAUCACUCCAUGCUUAUCAUAGCUUUCCUUUCUCAUCUCUGUCUGCUGAAGCCAUCAAAGAAGACAGAGCAACUGCAGCUUCCAAGAGCCACAGCCAAGCUGAGAAGCGCCGCAGGGAGAGGAUCAAUGCCCACCUUGCUCAUCUCAGGAAGCUAGUUCCUCGGUCUGACAAGAUGGACAAGGCUACCUUGUUAGGCAGCGUGAUUGAACAUGUCAAGAACCUAAAGAUAAGGGCAGAAGAGACCACUCAAGACUUCCUAGUCCCUACUGAAGUCGAUGAAGUAACUGUCGAUUUCGAAGAAACUGAUCCAGAGCCCAUGAACAGUAACAUUAACAAGGGAAACAUCUCCUUCAAGGCUUCAAUCUGUUGUGAGGAUAGGCCAGAUCUUUUCACAGAUAUUAUUGAAGCACUCAAAGAUCUGAAGCUAACAACAGUUAAGUCAGACAUAGCCACUGUUGGUGGUAGGGUUAUAAACGUUAUGACCCUCAGUGCUACCAGGAAUUAUGAGGAGGGCACCACCAGCUUAAAGACUCUCAAAAAGACUAUCAAAGUAGCUUUGACUAGAGUUGCUUCAUCUUCUUCAGUGACCUCCAUGAACGUUCGCUCAAGCAAGAGGCAAAGGACCUUGUUGCCAUCUUACCAUUCUCAGUCUCACGUUGAUCCCUAUGAAGCUUUAGUGUGUGCAGCUUCUGGUUCGAAUUCUCAAUCACACACCCUUUAAACCACAUAUUUGAUUUUAUAU